Molecule: messenger RNA, 6018 nt
Organism: Mirounga angustirostris (Northern elephant seal)
Lineage: Eukaryota; Metazoa; Chordata; Mammalia; Carnivora; Phocidae
Gene: KLHDC4
Product: kelch domain containing 4
Exons: 15
Coding region: 65-1642 (525 amino acids)
Molecular function (GO): protein binding
Source: RefSeq, a predicted model, not a curated record
UCCGGCGCGCCGCGCGCCGCUGCCCGCCCCUCCGGGAGUCCCGGCGCCCCGUCGGACCGGCGCGAUGGGCAAGAAGGGCAAGAGGGAGAAGAAGCGCCGCGGCGCGGAGAAGACGGCUGCCAAGAUGGAGAAGAAGGUGUCCAAGCGCUCGCGGAAGGAGGAGGAAGACCUUGAAGCUCUGAUAGCCCAUUUCCAGACACUGGAUGCUACAAAGACUCAGAUCGUGGAGACACCAUGCCCCCCACCUUCACCAAGGUUACAUGCCUCACUCUCUGCUCAUCCCGAGAAAGACGAAUUAAUCCUUUUCGGAGGUGAAUAUUUCAAUGGCCAAAAAACAUUUAUGUAUAAUGAACUGUACAUCUACAAUAUCAGGAAGGACUCCUGGACCAAAGUGGAGAUCCCCAAUCCACCUCCAAGGCGCUGUGCUCACCAGGCUGUGGUGGUGCCUCAGGGUGGAGGACAGCUGUGGAUCUUUGGAGGGGAGUUUGCUUCUCCCGAUGGAGAGCAGUUCUACCACUACAAGGAUCUCUGGGUGCUGCACUUGGCCACCAAGACCUGGGAGCAAGUAAGAUCAACAGGAGGCCCUUCAGGUCGGAGUGGACAUCGGAUGGUAGCCUGGAAGAGACAGUUAAUCCUUUUUGGUGGCUUCCAUGAGAGUACAAGAGAUUACAUCUACUACAAUGAUGUGUAUGCCUUUAACCUGGACACGUUCGCUUGGAGCAGACUGUCCCCAUCAGGGGCUGGGCCCGCACCUCGGUCAGGCUGCCAGAUGUCCGUCACCUCCCAGGGCAGCAUUGUCAUCUAUGGGGGCUACUCGAAACAGAGAGUCAAGAAAGAUGUGGACAGAGGCACCCAGCAUUCAGAUAUGUUCCUGUUGCAGCCUGAGGACGGAAGAGAAGCAGGCAGGUGGGCCUGGACCCGGAUUAAUCCUGCAGGAGCCAAGCCCACUCCGAGGUCUGGCUUUUCGGUGGCUGUGACCCCGAACCAUCAGACACUGCUCUUCGGGGGUGUGUGUGACGAGGAAGAGGAGGAGAGCCUGGAGGGGGACUUCCUCAAUGACCUGCAUUUCUAUGAUGCCGCCAGGAACCGCUGGUUUGCGGGGCAGCUGAAGGGACCUAAGUCAGAGAAGAAGAAACGUAGGAGGGGCCAAAAAGCAGAGCCCGAAGGUGCUGACAAGCGGGACUUGGGGGGGGCCGGUGCCCAGGAGCCACUGGAGGUGGUCAGAGAGGUGGUCACAGAGGACGGGACCGUGGUGACCAUUAAACAGAUGCUGGCUGCCCCGGGCUCGGCUGGACAGCCCCCAUCCAACGAGGAGGACAGCCCUGAUGAAGCCGGCGGCGCCGUGGUGGAGCCGAGCCCCCGCUCGAACGCCAUGCUGACCGUGAAGCACGGGCAGCUCUACCUGUACGGAGGCAUGUUUGAGGCAGGUGACCGCCAGGUCACCCUCAGCGACCUGUACCGCCUAGAUCUGCACAAGAUGCAGGAGUGGACGGCCUUGGUGGAGAUGGAUCCAGGAACUCAGGAGUGGCUGGAGGAGACGGACUCCGAAGAGGACAGCGACGAGGAUGAGGGCGCCGAGGGCGGGGACGAGGACGAGGACAGCGGCGGGGAGGCUGGGGAUGUGCUCUCGAGGCAAGCUUAAGUUUUUGAAAGAACAUUCGUACGUGGAGUGCAUUUGAGCGGCGCCGUGUUGGUUUCUUGGAUGGAGUGAAGAAUGCCCUCGCCAUAUGAUUUCUUUAAAUUUGGUGCCCGUGAUCGCCCCAUCAGGCGGUGAGCGGGUGGCCUCUGGAGCUGCCAGACCCAGGCCGCCGUCCUGGGCUCAACGUGCUUCCCUCCCGCCCCCUCCUUCCCCACGGAGCAGCUCCCGCACGCACGGUGCUGCCCGCCGAGCGGCUUGCGGACGGCCUGCUCGGGCCCCACCAGUGUCGGGUAGAGCUCACCCUGGACAACGUGGGGCCCCACGCCGGGAAGAGAGCAGCCCACGCCGUGGCAGACGCUUUGUGCGACGACUUGGCCUGAGCGCCGUCCCCCCGCCCCCAGAAGUUAACCUGUGUGAGGCUCCAGGCUGUCAUUGGCAGAGUAGCAGGAGGACGGGAAGCCUGAGGUCGGGGACCCCACUGUCUCCACGUGGUGCUGCUGUCCAGCGCCCGUGGAGUGGGGGUCAUCACGGUGGCAGCCUUGGUGCGUGCACAUACGGAACGGUGCCCGCUCCAGGGUGCAUGGCUGGGGUCAGCAUUUCGGCCUUGAAGUCACACCUGGGUUAUUGCUAAAAAACUCAGUUUGAGUGGACCAACAAGAAUAAAUAAACAAGCUUCCAGAGAAGGAGCUGUCUCUGCUGCUUGAUGCCGUGAUUGAAACACCAGGAUGGGCGCACCUUAGAGGCUCAGCAGGGGGAGAGGCGGCAGUGUGUUAUAGGAUCGCCAGAGUCUGCCAGGAACAGGACCAGCACACCCACCCUGCAGUCUGUCGGUGACUCGUGUGCCCCACUGAAUGUUCCGGACACCCUGAUGGCCACCACAGGCAUGAGUGGCCAGUACGAAGCCCAAGGCCUCCAUUCCCUGCGUUGCUGGAACCAGAACAGCUGGAUACAGCUGUAUUCCGGGUCAGCGAGGGCCCUGCAGUCGCAUAUCCUGUCUUGUCUGCUCCUUGGUUGGCUGAGUUCUUGACUCUGGCCCCAGUGACCUGCAUGGGGCCUGAAGUCCCUAAGCUCAGGCCUGACGUUGGAGGCACGUGCCCACAGCCCUGCCCGGAGGAUGCCACACCCCAGUGAGGACGCUGCCAGCAGGACCACCCCCAUGGUGCCUCCGUGCCGAGGCCCCCACGAGACACCCCUCCUCUGACAGGGCUAGACGGGGUGCCCGACGCAGGACAGCCCCAGGCGUCCGUGCCUUUCACCGGCCUGGCUUCCUGGCUCCAGAGCAGUGCGUCCCAGCCCGAGACACCAACGCGCCGUGGCCUGUCCCUGAGAGCGGCAGCCUGUCACCAAUGAUACGUCACUUGACAAACGGUCACGGCUGCCUGGGGCCCCCUCCCCGAGUGCCGGGGGCUGCCAGGAGCCCCGGGGGAGCCGCUUCUGCCACACCCUGCCCAGCCUCUGGGCUGCAGCCCUGGCCCCUGACAUUCGCUCCCAAGUGCCCCGCACGGCGUUCUGCCCCAGCCGCAUCCAUGGCCUUCACCGGACCGUGGCGCCCCGGAGCUCAGACACGCGGCCUGACAGAGGGACAAAGGAGGCCCAGCCGGGCAGCCCGGCCCAGGGAGGAGGGGUGCUCUUGCGGACGGCGCGUUCUCGACGUGCGCCCGGACCAGGGCAGCGGCUGCACAUGGCUCUGGGGAGACGACACGGAUUUCCCCAGAAUGUUCUGUAGGUUGGUUCGGUUUGCCCUCAUGACCAUUUUCUCAAGCUGUACCUCCCAUGCCAUACAGUUCACCCGUUUAAGGUCCACACUGCAGUGGUUUUCAGGUUCCCCUCCUGAAAAACUCUCCUCCUAGAACGCCUUCAGUGCCCCAAGACCCCACACCCUUUAUCUCCAGUGACCCCUGUGCCCGAGCCCUCCCCACAGCCCUCUCCGUCAGUGGGCCUGCUCCGACUCUGACCAAGCAUGUCCUCCAGGCUGUGCAACAGGUAUUUCCGUCUGGUUCCAGGACGUUUCCAUCACCCCGAAGGAGGCCCGUCCCCGUGAGCAGUCCCUCCCCACUGCCACCCUGCCCCAGCGUGGGGGCUUCUCCGAGACCAUCUGGGGUUGACGAAGCACCCGCCCUGGUCACGGGCCCGACCGCGCGCGGCUGCUGCUUCCAACACUGGCACCACCCAUCCUGGGACCGAGGGUCCUCAGCUGGCCAACGCCCUCCAGUGAGCGGCUGCCCCGUGGGCUUGUUCAGCAGACCAGACGCAGGACGGCAGCUGAGCUGAGCGUCUCACACACAGGGUGCCGGGGGCUCGAGCUCCCUGGAGGCCAGGCCAAGCAGGGGAACGUCCCGGAUGCCAUUCAGGACACCCGUGAGACAAACCCGGGGCUCGGGAGAGGGACGGCCAGGCGCUCGACCUGGAAGAACCUCCACAGCCUCACAGAAGACCCUCGAUGCAGGCUGCUGGGGCCGUGCAUGGUGAGUCCAGGGAAAACGACCCGAAGACCAGCGUCGACGGUCUGGGACAGGGCCCAGCGCUCUUAGGCGGUGGUUCCUUCUCCAAGUUGAACUUGGAUGGCUUAGGGCAGGCACACACCCCCGGCGCAGACCCCUCCCCGAGAACGUUCCUGACAGUUAACGCCGACCAGGUGAAUAUGAGCAAACGUGGAGCCCCAUCGGCUCUGGACCAAGAGACGGGACAGGCCACCCGCCAGAGCCGGGUGGCACAGAGCGGCCAGUAGAGGAAAUGCCAUGGUGGGUAACGGGCAGCUACGGAUGGUUGUUGAGGAGGAGCGGCUAGAGUGUUUGGAUCGUCAGCCAGCCAAGCGCACCGGAUCAGACGAGGCUGCUCGCAGGAUGAAGUUGCAGGAAGAGAUGAGGGACGUUCUGUGUUGGUUAAAGCAGCGACUUUGAGGUUUCCUCGUUCGGGAGCAACGUGAGUGCGCGUUUGUCAUACAAGAGCCCACCUCGCAGGCCUCCGCUUAAAUCCCCCCCAUGUCGGGCUAGCGGGCAUCGUGUGGAAGCAUUUCUGCACACACGUGGGAGCCACGCCCUCCAGGUCCUCCGGCCCCACCAGACAUGUGGCUUGACCAUGGCACCCUCUCCCACAGGGGAACCUCCCUAAAAGGCUCCCGUCUGUUUCUGUCCUAAAUCCCUGUAAACAAAGUCCCAGGGUCCCAACCCCCUUCCCCACCCCCGCCUUCUCCGGGGGAGACAGCUGCUGCCAGGGAGGGUCCACGGGACACCGUAUCCCUGGGCAACGUCUGCGCCUCACUGGUGUGGUCUGGGCCCCGACGGACGGCAAGAGCCUGGUCCCCACCUUCACACUCCCCACGGGCGCCCGGCCUUGAGCCUGGAGACUCUGCGGCUGUCCUCCAGGCCGCACGGUGGGGUGUGCGCCCCCUGCCCCCCAUGGGACCCUCCCAUGGUGGACACGCUCCCGGAGAGCAGGGCGUGCCCACCCCUGGAGGGGCGGCUGUUUGGUUUCCACACCUUCGCUUAGUAAAAAUACCACAAACGUUAAUUCACCAACAUCGUACGUGUAUUUACAUACAUACGUUCACACAUAGAGAAAGAGAAUGCGCUGUGCCAACCCGAAAAUAAAAUUGAAUCAAGAAGAGCGCAUUUAAUAGAGAAAAAACCUCCCAGCACAUCACGAGGGCUGACGUUGCCUGAGACUCACAGCCGGGCCGGCAGUCAAGCUCUCCGGGUGAGACCCCCGGCCCCCCCCAACCGGCGCGGGGACGCAGCGGAACGGUGGGCAGGAAGCAGCGCCCCCCACCCCGACUGCCCCAGGCUCCCUCCCGCACACAGACCAGGGGCAGCAGAGGCCCACGAAAGGACGUGGGGUGACCUGCCCGUGCCCACCCCCCACUUCCACUGUGGCACCUGUAUUGGACUGGUGACCCCCUCUCGCCCCUGCCCACCUGGAAUCUGGGACUGCGACCUUCCUGGGAAAUAGGGGCUUUGCGAGGUGUGGCACCACCGGAUGUCCUGGCUGCCCUGGAAAUCUCCCAGGUGAUGCUGCUGGUGGUCCAGGGACCUUGCUCUGAGAACCACUGUGCCAAAAGCUGGAGACCCUAGACUCUGCUCCCUGACCUCGGCCCACUCCCCUGCCUCCCCACCCCCCGCCUAUGGCUGUUCUACAUCCAGUCCUCCUUCGCGGAUGGUCCCCACCUUCUGUCCCCCGUGUACCUGAUCCAGACCGCACAGCCAGCCAGCGGCCCGCUCCCACACCCUGGAUUGAGGGCAUCCUGCCCCCAGCACCAUCCCAGACCCAGAGAGGUGGGGGCGUGUGACCCAGGAUGGGCUUCCCAGCUCGUGGGUCUCCAGCCGUGCCAGACCCUCCCCACCCAAGCCAGAAUGUGGUUUUCUUCACUGUUCCUUGUUACU